This is a messenger RNA of Theobroma cacao (cacao), 3228 nucleotides long. Lineage: Eukaryota; Viridiplantae; Streptophyta; Magnoliopsida; Malvales; Malvaceae. The record is from RefSeq and is a predicted model, not a curated record.
GCCUUGCCAAAUAUUCUAGACAAUGUAGAUUUACGCGAACAGAAUCAUAAUCCUAGGCUUUAUUUGCAAAAGUAGGCACUUACUCCAAAAUUUAAGACUUAUGCCCCCCUGCUUCAAUAUUUCGAGGAAAGAUUAGCGUAAUAGUACUGUUAAUCCGUCUUGUCUUCCAUGAGAGACCUUUCAAUUAUUAUCGCUACCCUCUCCCUCUUCUUUUCGCUUCAGCAUGUUGCCAUUUGUGCACAAAUUUACACCCCACCUGAUAAUAUUGCUCUAGACUGUGGCUCCUCAACUUCAGGCAAUUCAGCAGUGCCAGGUGGUCGUAAAUGGACAGGGGACAAGGACUCAAAGGUGGCUCUCAUUGAAGAAUCUUCUAGCAAAUCAGUAUCUGCCACCGCCCUCUCCCAAAGCAGCUCCAUCCUUAGAGUCCCUUACUUGACUGCAAGAAUAUCUAUAUCCCAAUUCACCUACGUGUUUCCAGUUACUGCUGGACAAAAAUUUAUCAGACUUCAUUUCUAUCCUGCUCAGUACCAAGGCUUUGACAGGUCUAAAAACUUUUUCUCUGUCAAGGUAGGGUCUUAUUCACUACUCAAUAACUUCAGUGCUUCUCUUACUGCUCAGUAUUUAGGGGAAGCAUCAUUUUUUAAAGAGUUCUGUGUAAACUUGGAGCAGAAUCAAAGCCUCACUGUAACUUUUACUCCUUCUAUGAGCAUGUCUUAUGCUUUUAUCAAUGGAAUCGAGGUUGUUUCAAUGCCAACCAACCUCUACUACUCUCGUUUAGAUGAUCAAGGCCUUCCUUUCAUAGGUCAAGAAGCACAGUUCCAGAUUAAUAACUACACAGCACUUGAGAAUGUUCAUCGAUUGAACAUUGGGGGCAACUCAAUCCCCGCCGUGAACGAUACUGGCAUGUACAGAAACUGGUAUGAUGACUACUUUUAUCUGGUGCCAGCUGGCGUUGUAGCCAGUAACACGAGUAUUAAACUUGAUUAUUCUAUCAUACCACAAUACACUGCACCAGAUGAUGUGUAUAGAACAGCUAGAUCAAUGGGAAGCAACAGAACAGAGAACUUGUUGUACAAUUUAACAUGGAGGUUACCCGUUGAUUCUGGAUUCAGGUAUCUUGUUAGACUCCAUUUCUGUGAAUUUGAUCCAUAUGUAGAAACUGUGAGUGAUAGGCGAUUUAGCAUCUACAUAGAUAAUAAGACCGCAGAGGCAGCAUUUGAUGUGAUGGAAGCUUCUGGUGGUAAAGGGAGACCAAUGUAUAAAGACUAUGUGGUGAUGAUUGGGAACACUGGAGAUAAAAGUGAGUAUACCCUCUUCAUAGCUCUACAUCCUAAAAAUUUAUUUAGUGCUUAUGCAGAUGGUUUCCUGAAUGGACUUGAAGUCUUCAAACUGAACAACUCUGGUGGCAAUCUUGCUGGACCGAAUCCUGCGCCACAGGCCCCACCCGCUGGCAAUGAGGAAUCAAGUCCGAAAGCAAAGAAGUCCAACACAAAGAGGAAAUUGCUCUUUUCAAUUGGUGGAUGUGGGAUAGGCUUGUUAAUUAUACUAGUUUUAUUAUGUUGUAUCAUUGUUUGGCGACACAGAAAGAUGCACUGGUAUGGUGCCUACUGUAAAGGAUCAAGGUUUUGCUGCUGGAUGGAUCCUUACAAAAGGAAAUCAUUUUGGGCAAAAUCCUCAUCAUUGCCUGAUGAAUUGUGCCGUCACUUUUCGCUAGAUGAGAUCAAAGCUGCAACUAGUGACUUCCAUGAAGCUUUGAUUAUUGGGGUAGGUGGUUUUGGCAAUGUAUACAAAGGUUUCUUGGAUAAUGGUGAAACAAUAGCUGCCAUCAAGCGCUUGAAUCCUUUGUCUAGACAAGGUGCAAGGGAGUUCAAGACUGAGAUUGAGAUGCUCUCCCAGCUUCGGCACAUCCAUUUGGUCUCCCUGAUUGGAUAUUGCAAUGACAAUUCUGAGAUGAUCCUGGUGUACGAUUACAUGAUCAAUGGUACUCUACGUGAUCACCUAUAUGACACCAAAAAUGAUCCUCUAACAUGGAAGCAAAGACUCAAGAUAUGCCAUGGGGCAGCUAUUGGAUUGAACUACCUUCAUACAGAAGUGAAAUAUACUAUAAUUCAUCGUGAUGUGAAGACAAGCAACAUUCUCCUGGAUGAGAAAUUUAGUGCUAAAGUUUCCGAUUUUGGGUUGUCUAAGAUGGACCCCAAAAUUGACGUGGUCAAUACUGGAGUAAAGGGCACGUGGGGAUACUUAGAUCCUGAGUAUGCUCGGGGGCAUGCAUUAACUGAAAAAUCAGAUGUUUAUUCAUUUGGUGUAGUACUAUUUGAAGUAUUAUGCGCAAGGAAGGCUCUGGAUCAAAAAUUGGCAGUUGAUCAAGUGAAUCUAGCUCAUUGGGUUAAAAAAUGCAUUGCUGAUGGAACUCUUUAUCAAAUCAUUGAUCCACGACUAAGGGGAAAGAUAUCUCCAGAGUGUUUUAAGGUGUUUGUAGAAAUUGCAGAAAGUUGCAUACAAGAAGCGGGAGUCAAUAGGCCACUGAUGAAUGAUGUAAUGGAAAAGCUAGGAUUUGCGCUGGAGUUACAAGAGACUGCUGAUGCUGGAAAAGAGAAGAUCAAUCCUGCUGGUGAACAUAGCUACCAGGAUAUAUUGUUCCCCCUUGCUCGUGACAUCGAUGUUGAUACUUUAGGUUCUAAUGUUAUUGCAGCUCCUAAUCCCGUUCACGAUUCGGGCAGUUCUUUGUCUUAUGACAUAUUCUCAAGUACCAUUAGCCCAAAAGAAUUGUGAUGACUAGUUGGUGAUAUCUGGAGCUGUUGGUGUUUCUUUUUACAUCUCUGUUUCAUAUCAGUUUGUUGAGCUUUAUGUUAUGAUCUUUAGCAUUUUAGGGUUGACAUAAGAAAGGAAGUACGAGAGGCAGGUUUUAUUUUCAUUGAUGCAUACAGGAAGACAGCACUAUGUUGAGUCUGUUAUUGGGUUGAAUUUCUGGUGAAAGAAAACAACCCCAUUUUGUUUAAUGUGGGGUAUGAUAGUAUUAGGGUAUGAUAUUUAUAUUCCUAGGAGAGGAUGUUAAAUGUUUUUGAUUUGAUAAUGUGUGUACGAAGGAAGUAUCUUACUGUAAGGUGGUCAAAUUGCUUUAGGUAUGAGCAGUUCACGAUGUGUGGACUGUCUCCUCCCCUUUCCUUUUUUAAUAGUUUGGCUUUUUGCUAUUGACUGCUUAUGAAUCAGCUUUUUUGAUACGUAAUA